AUGGCCCCGGGUCUCAUGUCCGCCGACGCGAAAGGCGUCUUCAAUGCCCAGGCUGUCGAGGCCAAGUCCGCUGCCAAAGACGAUGGCGGCGCCAACGAAGGCCUCGGUGGCGGCAAGACGUUCGAGGGCCAGUCCAAGCUGCCCCACCUUCCCAUCCCCAAGCUCGAAGACACAUGCCAGCGAUACCUCUCGAGUCUGCUCCCGCUCCAGUCGCCCGAGCAGCACGCCGUAACCCAACGCAUCGUCGACGACUUUCUCCAGAACCAAGGCCCCACGCUCCAGAAGCAGCUGCAGGAGUAUGCCAGCACGCGCGCCAGCUAUAUUGAAGAGUUCUGGGACGAGAGCUACCUCCAGGCCUCGGACUCGGUCGUGCUCAACCUCAACCCCUUCUUCAUCCUCGAGGAUGACCCCACCCCGACGCGCGGCAACCAGCUCAUGAGGACCGCCAACCUCAUCCUCGCCAGUCUGGCGUUCAUCCACGAUCUGCGCACAGGCGUUCUCGAGCCAGACAACGUGCGCGGCACUCCGUUGGACAUGUACCAAUAUACACGCCUCUUUGCCACCUCGCGCAUCCCCACCGCAAACGGAUGCAGGAUGGAGGUCGAGCCCGAGUCGAGGCACAUCGUCGUCAUGCGCCGCGGUCAGAUCUACUGGUUCGAGGCGCUCGAUGAGGAGCACCGUCCGCUGCUUACCGAGCGCGCUAUGCUGGGCAAUCUGCAGGCUAUCGUGCGCGACGCCGACAAGAUCCAGAUCGACGAUGUUGCCAAAGGAUCGGUGGGCAUCCUCACCACAGAGAAGCGUCCCAUCUGGUCCAUGUACCGCGAGCACCUGCGCGAGGACUCGCACAACCGCAAGUGUCUCGAGGUCGUCGACACGGCGCUCUUUGUCGUGUGCAUGGACGACUCCGAACCCGCCGACGCUGCCGAGCUGAGCAACAACAUGCUCUGCGGAACCUACAAGCUGCAGCGCGGCAUCCAGGCGGGCACGUGCACCAACCGAUGGUACGACAAGCUCCAGAUCAUCGUCUGUGCCAAUGGCGCUGCCGGCAUCAACUUUGAGCACACGGGCGUCGACGGCCAUACCGUGCUGCGCUAUGCGGCCGACGUGUAUACCGAGCUCAUCAUGCGCUUCGCCAAGUCCAUCAACUCGGCCACCAAGAGUCUCUUCAAGGCCAAGACCAGUCCGUACGCCAAAGGCGCCGGCAAGAAGGCCAACGGUUCGUUCAGCGAGGCCGAUGCGCAGAAGGCCCAGGACGUCAACCAAGCAACGGCACCCAAGAAGCUCGAGUGGAACCUCACCAAGAAGCUCACAGACGGCAUCAAGUACGGCGAGACGAGGCUGUCGGACCUCAUCUGCCAGAACGAGUGCCAGGUGCUCGAGUUCGACCGCUACGGCAAGAACUUCAUCACAAGGCACAGGUUCUCGCCAGACGCGUAUGUGCAGAUGGCCUUCCAGGCGGCAUACUACACGCUCUACGGAAGGUGCGAGACGACGUACGAGCCGGCCAUGACCAAGGCCUUCUUGCACGGACGCACCGAGGCCAUCCGAACGGUGCAGCCGCACUCGGCCAAGUUCGUCGAGACGUACAUGUCGGAUGCCAAGACCGACGCCAAGUUGGACGCGCUCAAAAAGGCGUGCGAGGGCCAUGCGAAGCUCUCCAAAGCGUGUGCUACCGGUCAGGGUCACGACCGACACCUGUACGCGCUGCACAAUCUGUGGAAGAAGAUGCAGGCUGAGCGAUCGGACGAUCAACCAGCACCCAAGAUCUUCACAGAUGCAGGCUAUGCCAAGCUCAACCAUACGGUGGUGUCCACCUCGAACUGUGGCAAUCCCGCACUGCGCAUGUUUGGGUUUGGUCCGGUUGUGCCAGACGGUUUUGGCAUCGGAUACAUCAUCAAAGACGAUGGGAUCACGGUAUGUGCUUCGAGCAAGCAUCUGCAGACCAAGAGGUUCCUGGACACGCUCGAGGCGUACCUGCUCGACACACAGCGCAUGAUCAUCGAGACGUACAAGGCGGCCAAUGUGCGUUCGCAGUCGACGUACAUCGACCAUGCUGGUGUGGAAUGCGAUGUGCGAACAGGUCUGCCCAUCGGAUCCAAGAACAACGGCUAUUCACUCGAUUACGACCAGGUACCCGCACAGCAUUUCGGCCAGUCCGGGUACUCGUUCUUCGGAGAUGAAAAAACCGCCGCCAAAAAGGACGAACAACACAAGGAAGACUCGGCACAGAGCAGGAGGAGAAGCAGACUCGCCAGUGUCGGCAAGACCAUCCUCUACGACGAUUAUUGA
Molecule: messenger RNA, 2289 nt
Organism: Moesziomyces antarcticus
Lineage: Eukaryota; Fungi; Basidiomycota; Ustilaginomycetes; Ustilaginales; Ustilaginaceae
Product: acyltransferase ChoActase/COT/CPT
Exons: 1
Coding region: 1-2289 (762 amino acids)
Biological process (GO): carnitine metabolic process
Cellular component (GO): mitochondrion
Molecular function (GO): carnitine O-acetyltransferase activity
Source: RefSeq, a predicted model, not a curated record